This is a messenger RNA of Homarus americanus (American lobster), 3352 nucleotides long. Its product is annotated as substance-K receptor-like. Lineage: Eukaryota; Metazoa; Arthropoda; Malacostraca; Decapoda; Nephropidae. The transcript is spliced from 7 exons. The coding region runs from base 711 to 2435 and encodes 574 amino acids. Gene Ontology annotation, molecular function: G protein-coupled receptor activity. Gene Ontology annotation, biological process: G protein-coupled receptor signaling pathway. Gene Ontology annotation, cellular component: membrane. The record is from RefSeq and is a predicted model, not a curated record.
GCGCUAACUCAUUCGCCCCACCGCCAGUUACUGCCGUGGAAAACUUGUUAAGAUCGAGAGGUUCUUGUUUAUAGUCUUCCAUGGAGCUAAGAAUGUUUGAUAUCAGCGAGAGUUUGCCUACGUGUAUGUGAGGUUGGGUGAUACGAUUUAUUAAUAUUCUGAAGUGAUGCUUAGGUUGAGCUAAGUAGCAAUUAAGUGACUUAUAAAUACUUCACAAGUGACGUCCAGAUCAAGAGAAGUGACAUAAAUACUUCACAAGUGACGUCCAGAUUAAGCGAAGUGACAUAAAUACUUCACAAGUGAUCCAGAUUAAGUGAAGUGACAUAAAUACUUCACAAGUGACGUCCAGAUCAAGAGAAGUGACAUAAAUACUUCACAAGUGACGUCCAGAUUAAGUGAAGUGACAUAAAUACUUCACAAGUGAUCCAGAUUAAGUGGAGUGACAUAAAUACUUCACAAGUGACGUCUAGAUUAAGUCAUAUGACUUACAAACACUUCAGUAGUGACCUUCAGAAUAGGGAUCAACAAACGAGAAGGAAAAUCAAUUCCACUUUAUAUACGAGGUCUCUUAUAUACGAGUGUUGUGGCGGUCAUGAAGAUAUCACAUCAUCUCGCUGAACUAGACAGCUGUCAAGAUGGUGUGACACACAUACGGUGACGAAUUGUCCCAACAUAUAUGACAUUGUAAAUUGCUACACAAACCAGAUAUAAUGGCGGAUCGCAAACAUCAUAACCUUACCAUUGAAGAUGUGACCUAUUUACUGAGUCAAGUAUCGAAAAUAGUGUGUAAUGACUCCUGCUGCAGGUACAAGGACAAUGACGUCAUUUGUUUCAGCGACUACAACUAUACUGAUAAACAUAACCUGACCUACACCCCGACCUGGGAAAUGACGGUGAGAUGGACCUACGUGACGCUGGUGGUGCUGGUGGCCUUGUUGGGUAACCUGUGCACUAUCAUCAUCCUCCUCAAGAACCGCCUACUGCUCAGGACUUCCGUCAACCACUUCAUCCUCAACAUGUCAGUCGCUGACCUCAUCUUGACUAUCACUGGGCCAAUACCCUUUACCAUACGUGACACCAGUUACUUCUGGCCGCUGGGCAAGGUCUGGUGUCACCUGGAGGGAUACAUACAGAUGUUGGUGUUGCUUGUGAGCGUGACGUCACUAGCCACCAUCAGCUUCGACCGUAUGUUAGGUGUUGUCCGGCCCUUCCACAACCACCUCAAGCUGUGGCAGUCAGUCGCCAUCAUCAUCCUCAUCUGGAUCUCCUCAGCCAUCAUAGCUGUUCCUUGGUGCAUCUACAGGGUUUAUACAAAACACAUAUGGAAGGACAUGACUCAGACCAUCUGUGGGGAGAGUGACAAGAUACACACUUGGUGGAUUGUGGGAGUGAUCGGCUUGACUUGGCUCCCCCUCUCCGUUAUGGUUGUCUGCUAUACUACUAUUAUUAUCUGUUUCCAUCACAGGAAAUUCAAGGUCGCUUCAAGUAAAGAACACCCGGUGAUGACUCACCUCAAGAAACGGGUAGUGAAGAUGAUUUUUAUGGUGGUGAUAAUCUUCGCCAUCUGCUGGACGCCCAUGCAGCUUCUCAAAAUCACCAACAACGAAUUUCUGGACGACAACGGCCAGUUUAAGGACGAGGCAACAGAGCGCACGUAUAACAUUCUCCUGACGGUGGCGCAGUAUAUGGUCUACAUCAACCCCGCCGUCAACCCCAUUGUGUACGCCCUUAUGCACCAGACCUUCAGGAGAGCCUUCAGAGUCACCUUUCCCUGUUUCUACAAGAACGAGUCGUCUCUGGUGUUGACUCCCGGACACGGCAUGAGGCGGUACUUGUGGUCCUACAGAUCCACCACCACCUCCAAUGCUUGCGGCAACGACAUUUCCAAGCUCCCCAGACGGUGGACGAGGAGUGAGCAGGGCGGGACACCAGGGGCAGUACUGUCGUCAUCAGCCGUGGCUGCCUCCAUCGCUCUGGAUUCAGAGGCCAAGAGAUAUAAGAGAGAGUGGUCGACUGAAGGCCCGGAACCCUCUGUCAGUCGUAGGACCAAAUUUAGAUGUAGGUCUCGCUCUGUAGGUUCUGACGGCCCCUCAGAUUCAAAGUGCAAGAUUCCAAAGGGGAGACACUCCUCUGAUGACACCGCGUCCCCUUUGGGCACGAGAAGCAAGAAAAGGAGUCGUUCUUUAGGUUCUGAGAAGUCCUUUGAUACAAUGAUCAAGAUAGAAAAAGAAAGGAAGUCCUCCGAAGGUUUUGAGAGGGGAGAUGGAAGUGAGAGAGCCACAAUGGCCCACUUAUCUUACCCCAAUGAAGGAUUCGUAAGGGACCUGCAGCCCAGGAGGAUGUCCUUCGUCAGUACAGGAACUCUGGGUUACCUGAUCACCCAGGUUAUAGAAGAAGAAACCGCCAGUGAUGUAGAGAACGAGCGUGUGUUGUAAAGAUAAAGUGAAUAGAAAAGUAUAUGCGGUUCAUUAUAUUUAGCAGAGAAAAGUUGAUGUAAACAAUGGGUAACAAUAGGACCUCGGUAUAGAAUAUAGAUUAUACGUCAGUGUUAUUUCUAAUUGUUUGAAAAGAAUCACCUGACGAGAAAUAAAACUUUACUGACCCCAGACACAGACAACCUGGCUUGUGACACUUGUGUGAUUAUAUUAAUUUGCUUCAACAGGUAAAGUCUAUAGUAUAUGUAUGCAGAGUUUAUUCUUACACUAGACAGUAACUACUGAACUAAGGCAAAUGAGUAACAAAACGACUUAAGCUUGGCACUGAACACUUGACUUUUGUUGUGUACAACGAGAGGGGAAAUAUUUGUGAAGUUCACCUUAGAGAAAAGCAUUGACAUAAAAGAAACAAGAGUAAUGAAAAAUAAAAUUUUUAUCAUUAUAAAGAACUUAAACUAUGUGAACAAUAUAUCAACAGUGAAGGUAAAUAGAAUCAUUAAAAUAUAUCUCUAUGGACGCGUUGACUUCACUCAGAUGUACAAAACUAAUGUAAUGAAUUGUGUAUUUAUUACCCAGGUGAACAGCAAAGUUUAUGAUAUGGAGGCAAAUAUCGUAAUGCAAUACUUGUAAUUAAGUUUAGUAAUUGUUUAUAUUCUUCAAGCGUUUAAAUAUUGUAGGUCUAGAAAUGUGGAGAAUAAUAAAUUGAGAUUAAAGAGCCAGGAAAAAUAUCGUGUGUGUGUGUAUGUGAUGUCAAGACUCUUCUAAAUACUGGCACAGAUGAGCAUCCUGAAAGAAGAACCGCCCUUGUGGCAAGAAAGCUGGCUCGGUAUAACAUCGCCAUUAGUCCCGGCUCCCAGACGAGGGUCGACUCACAAAAUGGUGGUCUGGCUAUGCCUUCUUCUGGAAGGGCAAGCUUC